Molecule: messenger RNA, 915 nt
Organism: Micromonas pusilla CCMP1545
Lineage: Eukaryota; Viridiplantae; Chlorophyta; Mamiellophyceae; Mamiellales; Mamiellaceae
Exons: 2
Cellular component (GO): cytosol
Molecular function (GO): aldose reductase (NADPH) activity
Source: RefSeq, a predicted model, not a curated record
CUGAGGACGGGCGCGACGAUCCCGUUGAUCGGUCUCGGGACGUGGAAGUCCGAGCCCGGGAAGGUUCGAGCCGCGGUGACGCACGCGCUGAAGCGCGGGUACGCGCACGUCGACUGCGCGAGCGUGUACGAGAACGAGGGCGAGGUCGGCGACGCGCUGCGAGGCGUGUUCGACAGCACGACGCUACUCCGCGAAGACGUCUUCAUCACGUCCAAGCUGUGGAACUCUGACCACGCCGCCGACCGCGUGGAGCCCGCGUGCAAAAAGUCCAUGGACCUCCUCAAGGUGCGCUACCUCGACUUAUACCUCGUGCACUGGCCCGUCACGGGCAACCGCGGCGCGGCGGUGACGCCGAGCAUCGAGGAGACGUGGAGAGCGAUGGAAGCGCUCGUGGACGAGGGCCUCGUCAGGGCCAUCGGCGUGUCCAACUUUAGCGUCGAAAAGAUGGAGGCGAUUUCAAAGUACGCGCGGCAUCCGAUCAGCGUGUGCCAAGUGGAGUGUCACCCGUACUGGCGCCAGACCGAGCUCGUGAAGUACUGCGAAGCGAACGACAUUCACGUGACCGCGUACUCGCCGCUCGGGUCACCGGACAGCGCGGCGAUGUUCAAGCGCGACGCGCCGGCGUUGAUGUCCGACCCCGUCGUGAUCGCCGCGGCGGAACGCGCCGGUAAGAACGUCGGACAAACGCUCGUUCGCUGGGCGUUACAGACGCGCCCGAACUGCAGCGUGCUCCCGAAGUCCACCGACCCGGCGCGCAUCGAGGGCAACCUCGACGUGUUGGACUGGUCUCUGGACGAGGAAGACGCGCGCGCGCUGAGCGAGUUGCCGACGCGGCGCCGCAUGGUGGACGGGAGUUUCUGGCUCUCGCCGCUCGGGCCGUACAAGACCCUCGAAGACCUCUGGGACGGGCCGUGA